AUGGACUCUACACCUCUCGCUGCCCGCUCACCAAACACCCACCUCGCUCUUUCGCACGAGCAGGAGAAGAACGCCGCAAGCAAGAUGACUUCCAUGGACUACCACCGUCAGAUCCUCCAGGGAAAGCUGGAUAACCAAGACAAACAACAAGCGAGCUACGUCUCUCCCUCAGACGAACUCAUGAGCCCUUGCUCGAAGAAGUUGAGCGAUAUCAAGGGGAAGCGGUUUAAGAAUGCCGGAAAGCCCCAGUCUCUGUUCGCCAAGCUGGGCAAGAAGAACUUCGAGCAGCAGUCGUCCGCCGCGGAGAACAUCGAGAAGACCGCUUAA
Aspergillus calidoustus is the source of this 327-nucleotide messenger RNA. NCBI's taxonomy places the organism in Eukaryota, Fungi, Ascomycota, Eurotiomycetes, Eurotiales, Aspergillaceae. The record is from the annotation of a GenBank genome assembly.